Messenger RNA from Balaenoptera acutorostrata (minke whale), 2898 nucleotides. It is a transcript of the gene ACOX3, whose product is annotated as acyl-CoA oxidase 3, pristanoyl. Gene Ontology annotation, molecular function: fatty acid binding; FAD binding; pristanoyl-CoA oxidase activity. Gene Ontology annotation, cellular component: peroxisome. Gene Ontology annotation, biological process: lipid homeostasis; fatty acid beta-oxidation using acyl-CoA oxidase. The coding region runs from base 175 to 2274 and encodes 699 amino acids. NCBI's taxonomy places the organism in Eukaryota, Metazoa, Chordata, Mammalia, Artiodactyla, Balaenopteridae. The transcript is spliced from 18 exons. The record is from RefSeq and is a predicted model, not a curated record.
GCGCUUCUCUUCGGCUGGGACUUCGGCCUUGGUCCUGGGGACGAUCGUUGAGCGCCUGCUGUGUGCGCUGGGCGGUGCGAGGACUCGCGAGCCGGAGGGCCUGGCGAGUUCCGAAGGUCCAGCCCGCUUUAGCCCGGGAGCGCGGGGGCGGCACGUGCAAAGGUGGUGGGAGCGAUGGUGCCCCUUGGGGAAGGGAGCGAUGACCCCCUGCUGCCAGACCUGCCCCGGGGGCCCCUGCAUGCGGCCCGCGCCCGCGCCUCCUUCCCCUGGAAGGAACUGGCGCUGUUCUGGGAAGGGCCGGACAUGCUGCGCUUCAAGAAAAACAUCUUCUCGGCUCUGGAGAACGACCCCCUCUUUGCCCAUCCCCCUGGCAGUCUCUCGCUGGAGAAGUACCGGGAGCUGAACUUCCUGCGCUGCAAGCGGGUCUUCGAAUACGACUUCCUCCGCGUGGAGGACUUGCUGGGGAGCCCGCAGAGGGUCCUGGCGCUGAUCCAGUGCCUGGGCAUGUACGACUGGUCCCUGGCCACCAAGUUCUUCCUGCACACGCUGACCUUUGGAUCAGCGAUCUACAGCUCUGGUUCUGAAAGGCAUUUCAAAUACCUUCCAAAGAUCUUCAGUAUGGAGAUUUUUGGAUGCUUUGCUCUGACUGAAGUGAGUCACGGGAGUAAUACCAAGGCCAUGCGGACGACCGCUCACUAUGACCCCACCACUGAGGAAAUCAUCAUACAUUCGCCUGAUUUCGAAGCCGCCAAGUUCUGGGUUGGCAAUAUGGGCAAGACGGCUACACACGCGGUGGUGUUCGCUCAGCUGUACACGCCAGGGGGCCAGUGCCACGGGCUGCACCCCUUUGUCGUGCAGAUUCGGGACCCGAAGACCCUUCUUCCCAUGCCAGGGGUGAUGGUUGGCGACAUCGGAAAGAAGCUUGGACAGAACGGUCUGGACAAUGGAUUUGCCAUGUUCCACAAGGUCAGGAUUCCUCGCCAGGACCUGCUGAACCGCUCAGGAGAUAUCACCCCCGAGGGCACCUACGUCACCCAUGUUAAGGACGCCAGGCAGCACUUCAGCGAGUCCCUGGGCAGCCUGUCCUCCGGCCGGGUCGCCAUCGCGGGCAUGUCCGUCGUGAACCUGAAGCUGGCCGUGUCCAUAGCUCUGCGUUUCUCAGCCACCAGGCGUCAGUUUGGACCAACAGACGAGGAGGAAGCACCGGUGCUGGAGUAUCCGAUGCAGCAAUGGCGCUUACUUCCGUACCUGGCCGCGGCCUAUGCCUUGGACCACUUUUCCAAAUGGCUCUUCCUGGAUCUGGCGGAGCUUCAGCAAGGCCUUCUGGGGAGAGACCGGAGCGCCAGGCAGGCAGAGCUGGGACGCGAGAUCCAUGCCUUGGCGUCGGCCGGCAAGCCCCUGGCCUCGUGGACGGCCCAGCGCGGAAUCCAGGAGUGCCGGGAGGCGUGCGGAGGACACGGCUAUCUGGCCAUGAACCGUCUGGGAGACCUCAGAGAUGACAACGACCCGAACUGCACAUACGAAGGCGACAACAACGUCUUGCUGCAGCAGACCAGCAACUACCUGCUUGGCCUGCUGGUGCGCCGGGACCAAGGCGGUGCCCGCAUUGAGAGCCCGCUGAAGACCGUGGACUUUCUGGAAGCCUAUCCCAACAUCCUUGGCCACAGGUUCGAGGGUUGCAGCCCUGAGGACUGCUUGAACUCCUCAGUCCCGCUGGCGGCCUACGAGUGGUUGGUCUGUUACCUGCUCCGCGAGAGUUAUCAGAAAUUAAAUCAAGAGAAACAAUCGGGAAGCAACGACUUUGAAGCAAGAAACAACUGUCAGGUGUACUGCUGCCGCCCCUUGGCCCUGGCAUUCCUGGAGCUCACGGUCGUGCGGAGGUUCCACGAGCACGUGCACCAGCCCCACGUGCCACCCCCGCUGCGGGCUGUGCUUGGGCGGCUCAGUGCUCUCUACGCCCUGUGGUCCCUGAACCAGCACACGGCCCUGCUCUACCGAGGUGGCUACUUUUCUGGUGAACAAGCAGGUAAAAUGGUAGAGAACGCCAUCCUGGCCCUGUGUGCCCAGCUGAAAGAUGAUUCUGUUGCCCUGGUGGAUGUGAUCGCCCCUCCUGACUUCAUCCUGGACUCACCGAUUGGCAGAGCUGACGGCGAGCUCUAUAAAAACCUCUGGAGCGCUGUGCUUCAGGAGAGCAAGGUGCUAGAGAGGGCAUCGUGGUGGUCGGAAUUCUCUGCCAACAAGCCCGUCAUAGGAAGUUUGAAAUCAAAGCUGUAGUCGCACUGGCUAACUAUGAUGAAGCCGUGAAGACAUGGAUCUCGAGUUCAAGUUCCGGAGGCCCCAGAGAUGGCUGCCGCUCUCCGAACCCACAGCUCUGCCCUUGCCCGGCUGCUCGUCCUGUCGAGCCCAAGGCGGGACUCGCUCAUCCUGGCCUGCCCCCCACCCCGAGUCCCAGCAGGAUGGGUAAUGCCUGAAGGGCAGGGCUGAUUUGGGUCCAUCCUGAUUUGCUGGGUGAAAAGAAAACCUGUAAGAUCAUUUCUUCCUGAUGGACUGAGCACUUUUUGAUAAUUAGAGCUUUGUACAUUCUAUUUUCAUAUGCUAAUUAUGAAACUGGCCGCUGGUAAUUCGCAUUAGGCAAUAUUCUGCCUUCAUCUGAGAUUUCUUACAAGGCUCUGCUUCAGUAAGCCCUAUACGAUGCCAGUCUGAUUCUUUGUUCACUCUGGUUUGACUUCCUCAUGUAAUUAAAUUAUAACCUUACUAAUUUGCACCAUGGACCACCCGAAUGACAUAGUUGAAGAUUUUAAAGGAAAAGAAAAUCAGUUUUAUUACUUUGUUGUGUGGAACUGGAAGCUUCUAUCAAAGAAAUGUUUCCAAAGGAAAAAAAAUGCAUAAUGAUUUGAA